AUGACGGCUCCGCCAGCGGCAGCCCCGCCACCGGCAUUCAUCCCGCCACCGACACCCUUGAACUUCGACCGGACUUCCGGAUGGCCAGAAUGGAUUAUGUCAUUCGAUGACUACCGCUACGCGUCGGGGCUCAACGACAGAAUGAAAGAGGCCCAGGUGCGAACUCUUUUGUACACCAUGGGCAGGCAGGCAAGAAAAAUUUUUCAGACAUUCGGCCUUACCGAAGAGGAGUCUCGAAGCUACGAGACAGUGAAGAAAAAGUUUGACGCCAAUUUUGUGGCCACGAAGAAUAUAGUCUAUGAAAGCGCAAAUUUCCAUCGACGAAAGCAAGAACCCGGGGAAAGUGCGGGCAACUUUGUGACAGCCCUGCACGAGCUUGCAGACCACUGUGAAUUUGCAGAAUUCCGGGAUCGAAUGAUCCGCGACAGAUUUGUGGUCGGCCUCAAGGACGCGCAGCUGUCGGAAGCGCUCCAGAUGGAUGCCACCCUUACGCUAGCGACCGCUCUGGCGAGGGCCAGGCUCAAGGAAACAGUUCACCGACAGCAACUGGAACUCCGGACCGUCAGCAACGAGGUGAAUACAGGCGAACUUGACAUAGUCCGACGAACAACGAGGAAGCCGUCCAACAACUGGGAGCCUGGCGCCACAGCACAGCGGCGUACGCAGGCGUGCCAGUUCUGCGGACGGUCGAGCCACCCGAGAGCCCGGUGCCCUGCACGAUCGUACCUCGUGGUCGUAGACUAUUUUUCGCGCUAUCCAGAGCUUGCCCCUUUUAUCUUCCACGAGCUCGGCGGCGGUUAUUGA
Dermacentor andersoni is the source of this 804-nucleotide messenger RNA. RefSeq lists its product as uncharacterized. The record is from RefSeq and is a predicted model, not a curated record. Lineage: Eukaryota; Metazoa; Arthropoda; Arachnida; Ixodida; Ixodidae.